CUGGUGAUCACUCGUGAGGUAAAUGUCUCGUGUUGUGAUUAUAUCUAUUAGUGUGUUAUUAUAUUACCCACUAACCUUAUGGUGUACGUCACUUCCUUAAAGGUGUUUACUAAGACAUACACACAUACACACUUGACAUGUCACGGAAGAUCAUCAUUUCCAGUAUAUCAGUCGCCAUCACUGUAAUAUUGGUAGUCCACUUUAUGCUGUAUGAGGACAAUAUCUUCCCGCUGGACCUGAUGCCUUGGUCACGAGAAUAUGACAUUAGCGAGGUAACAGUCAACCCCAACUAUACACACACAACAGAGCCCACGAGGACGCACCAACCAGGUAAUAUUUUGGUUCUCAGCUCAGAAGGAAGAAGUGGAUCUAGCUUUUUAGGCUCACUGGUCGCCUCACUGGGACGAAACAUGUAUUUCUUUGAGCCAAUAAGAACCCUGGAAUACGAUAUACCCUCCACUAUUACCAAAGAAAUGAUGGUGACCGAACUAAGGAGAAUUUAUCACUGUGAAAUGAGAGACAACAUGAUUGAUAGUGAUAGUUAUAAGUCAACUAUUUAUUAUCAACAUACGGUUGGGUGUGGGAGACCUUAUCGUGUAAUGAAGAGGAAGAAGGAGGAAAUUAGAAUGGCAAGACGAAUAUGUAACAGAAUGCCAGUGAAGAUUAUCAAGACCAUUAGGUGUCGUCUACAGUGGAUAUCUGAGCUACUACAAGACACCGAGUUGGAUCUGAAGGUGAUUCAUCUGGUGCGGGAUCCUCGAGGAAUUCUUCUAUCAGUGCAUAAUUCUUAUGGUGGAGAUGUCUCGACCCACGUGUGUUCUUCGUUAUUCCAGGAUCUACAACAGCAACAGUAUAUGAAGGAGAAAUUUCCCAACAGCUACUUCUUUGUUAGGUAUGAAGACCUGUGUCAGGAUCCUUACGGCAAGACCAGCGAAAUAUUCAGGUUCCUGAAGGGAGAAGGGAAUGUCUCCAGUAGCACUAACUCCUCUUCUUCAGCGUCUCCGUCACAAGAUAUCCCCAGGUGCGUCCGUGAGUUCCUUCAUACUCAUAUGGAGAAAACUGUGCACAACUCUUAUAGCACCUUCCGGAACACAGCCACAACCUGGCAGAAGUGGAGGUCGUCGAUCUCCCAGAAGUCACUGAUGACCUGGGAACGAGAAUGCUCCGACGUCCUUCACAUGAUGGGCCACAGGAUCUUUGGGAGUGUUGACAACGCCAGGAACCUUUCAUUGUCCUUGUUUGUUGGGGCGUGAGGACAACAGGAUGUGUGUAGGAGUACCAGGAUAGAAAUAUGUAAACCUGAGGUCAAAAGUUCGCUCCCUCCCAAACUGAAGCAGCUUCGACCCCAAAUGGGACAAAACAACACGCCCGCACCAGAUGACAGUCAAGGUAAGUCAGCUCGGAGACUCAUUCCCGUCACUCAGUUUCACCACAGGGAGCGAACCUUUGUCCCCAACUGUACCAUUUAAUAUCAAGUUAUCUGGUGUGGCAAUAACAGAAUGGCUCUUGAAAUAUUCGGUCCUGAAAAUUUGGUCUCGAACCUAAAUUAACCUAACCCAAUUUUCUAGGACCCAAUAUUCAGGACUCAAUUUCCCAGGCUCAAUAAUUUUCUAGGAUCAAAUCUUGUGAACCAUAUCUUGAAGUACAAUCAACCUGUAUAAUACUUAUGAUAAAGAGUUCUUAGGUCAUUGUCUGUAAUUCUGUAUAUGAGUAAAAUUUGUGUAUUUGUCAGUCACUGUCGUCUCCCGUGUUUAUAUAUUGAUCAAUGUUGUGUACUUGCUCCAAAAAUUAUCUUCACGGAGGGGGACGGAUGAAUUUCAGAAUGAACACUGUGACUCCUGUUAUCUCGGUAGGGUUGUCAAAAUGCUUCGUCCGUUGUGUUAUAUUGUCUCACACAAAAUCGUGAAGAUACUUUUUUUGGUGUGAAUGUAUCCAUACACUUUUGAGUUAGUUAACAUAAACAAUGAGAUUUUCAUCACCAGAUUAUCAAGCAUUUAAAUGAAAGAUUCUUCGGAUCAGCUGAAAAUUAGCCCCCCCCCCCCCACAUAUCACCUGAUAUUUAAGCACCCUAAUGUCACCUGGGGGAUUAGGGUACAAUAUGUCAAUUAAAAGUUAGAUUAGUUUAAAUAGGUGAGCUUUAGGGUGGUUAAUAUUAAGAUAAAACAAGCUGUGGUUAAUUUAGGCUAGGUUAAGUUAGCAUUAGCGUUAGAAUGGUUAAACUGAAGGUGAAAUAAGCUGGUGGUUAGCUCAGGUGAUCUGCUCCAUCUAUACGUAACUAUUACCCUCAGUUUAAUACCUUCUUGAAGUCCAUCCACAAGCACCAGAAAUAAUUUCACUUUUGUCUCAAUGUGAAGAAUAUUUUAAGUUAUCCAUUCAAUACACAGUUACCUGAAGGGUUAAACCAUCGUCCUCAAAGGGUUAAACCAUAAUUUACAAGGGAUUAAGACAGUUCAGUUUUAUCUAAGAAAGUUAAGUUUAAAUAAGCUCAGUUAUGUUUAGUCUUGUUCACUUACAGGUAAAUACAAAGUUUAAUUAUUGACCAUUACUAAGGUGCAAGAUUAAAUGAUUAUAAACA
Molecule: messenger RNA, 2575 nt
Organism: Homarus americanus (American lobster)
Lineage: Eukaryota; Metazoa; Arthropoda; Malacostraca; Decapoda; Nephropidae
Product: carbohydrate sulfotransferase 1-like
Exons: 5
Coding region: 138-1253 (371 amino acids)
Biological process (GO): N-acetylglucosamine metabolic process; sulfur compound metabolic process
Molecular function (GO): N-acetylglucosamine 6-O-sulfotransferase activity
Source: RefSeq, a predicted model, not a curated record